Entrophospora candida is the source of this 2346-nucleotide messenger RNA. Lineage: Eukaryota; Fungi; Glomeromycota; Glomeromycetes; Entrophosporales; Entrophosporaceae. The record is from the annotation of a GenBank genome assembly.
AUGAGAUUAAACUCUAAACAUAAAACUAGCAGGUCAUUUAUUAAUUUUAUGACCCCAAAAAUUCAAGUUGAUGAGGUUGUUAUUGACACUCAACCAAUAGAAGAAGAACCAACCCGGCCAACCGUUGUUAUUACUACUGAUGUUGGCUCAACGCCUCCAGAACUACCCGAGAAAUCUCAUAAAGAUGUAUUAAUAUCGGAAGCAAGAAUUUCUGCUAAAAAAUGUUUUGAAGAAGACGAGUCUUUUAUAAGAAAAGAAUUAAUAGCUGAAUUCUUGGGCGGAAACAAAAAAUUAAAUUCCUUGGCUUUAAAAUUUUAUAUGGAUUAUUUUGAUUUCUCCAAUCUACGAUUAGAUGUAGCAUUUCGACAUUUAUGUGGUAAGUUAUAUAUAAAAGGUGAAACUCAACAAGUAGAUCGCAUAUUGGAACGAUUUUCAAUACGUUAUUGGGAAUGUAAUCCAAAAUCUGCUUAUGGAAGUUCUGAUAUAGUACAUGCCAUUUCAUAUUCUAUUUUAUUACUAAAUACUGAUCUUCACAUUGCCCAAGUGACCAGCAAAAUGUCAAGAUCUCAAUUUAUUAGAAACACAAUGUCAACUGUUCAUGCACAAGCAAAUCUAUCGGCACAAAAUAACAAUAGUGUUAGAGGGUCCUAUGAGGAUGAUUGUAAUUCAUUAUUAUCUUUAUCAUCAUAUAAACAAGGCAAUAAUGCGCUUGCAUUGCAACGUAGCAUUAGCAAAAUAAGUCGUCCUAAUACAAGAUUGGCUGCACUUAAAAAAGGUAUAGCUUCAAAUCUUAGUUCUAAAGAGAAUAAUAGUCAUCAUAGUAAUAAAGAUUCCUCCAAGAAUACAAAACUUUCUCCAAGUCCAAGUUUUGCUAGUGGAAGCAGUGGUGAUAUGAACAAUAGUAGAAAUAGUUUAUAUCGUUCAAAUAGUUCACAAACUUUACCAACAACCUUAUCCUCAUUUUCAUUAAGACAUGCAUCAUCAUCAGAAACAGUUUUCACCUCCACAAUAGCAGAAUCAGCAGACGAAGUUUCUGACUCGGUUUCAACAAAUGAAUCAUUAGAAUUGUAUUUAUCAGGUGCACCAUAUGCAAAAGAAGGUUUAUUGUUUAGGAAACAUUUUUGGGAAUCAUCAAACAAAAGAUCAAAAGAUAAGAAUUGGAAAGAAUGUUUUGUUGUUGUGGAGAAGGGAGAGUUGAGACUUUAUAAAUUUGAUUCACAUGGUUCUAAUAGUUCUGCUGGGGUUGGUGCCAUGGGUGGUGGAAAUUGGAUGGAAAAUGCAACAGCAUUGGGCGAAAUAACUCUAUGUCAUACAAUAACAAAUUCACUUCCACCACCAGGUUACAAUAGGUCACGUCCACAUGUUUUUGCAUUGUCAAUACCAAACGGUGGACUAUACUUUUUCCAGGCUGGUACAGCUGAACUUGUUGAGGAAUGGGUGUCUACAUGUAAUUAUUGGGCAGCUCGUACAAGCAAGGAACCGUUAACAGGCGGUGUUAGUAAUAUAGAGUAUGGAUGGGGUAGAUGUUUGGCAUUGGACGAUGAUGACAAUAAUAUCAAUGACGAUAAUAAAAGUAUUAUGAGUGACAUGCGAAGUACUAUCAGCUUUAAUUCUAUGAUGCAUCCUAAUUCUGGCUCUAGUCAUAAUAAAAUUUUUAUUCAUGAGUGGAAACCACCGUUACCACCUGGCGUUUCGAGCGUUUUAGAUGAGGAUUCACAACUUGCAGCUCUUAAAAAAUAUAGGGCCGAUCUUGAAAAUGAUUUAGAAGAACAUAAAAAUUAUUGGGAACCAAUGUCCAAAUUGUUCACACCACGAUCAACAAAUAAUUCAAAAGCUUUUACAAAUUGGGAAAAGAAAUCACAAUGGCUGUUGUAUGAAAUAAUCAAAUACAGCACUUAUAUUGAAAGUCUUGAGAAUUCUAUAUCAUUAAAACUACGAAGACGAAAAGAAAAAGAAUCGCCAUCACCAUUAUUACCCGGUAAAAUUUCAAGUGAAGAAGAAAUUAAAAAGGAGCAAUCAAGGGCAGAGUUUAGAGCUAGGGCACGUAAAUCUGUUCAAAUGUUACAUAGAGCUACGUGGACACCUGGUGAUGGGUUUUCAUUAAGCUUACCUAAAGAAUUGCUGUUUGGUGAUGCAUUAGAUGAUGGUAUUGAAGGCAAUGGUAAUAAGGGUGACAAAGGUAAUAGUAAUGGCAGUCUAUCGGACAAUGGACCAGAUCGCAGCCAAAAAGGUACAUCGUAUCCAACGCUUGAAAUGAGGGGAGUUGUCGAGGAGGAAACAAAAUUAGGCAAUAUAAGAGAUUCGGAUUAUGGGCUUGGGUAUAAAUGGGUCGACAGAUUUGGAUAG